This is a messenger RNA of Ixodes scapularis (black-legged tick), 2886 nucleotides long. It is a transcript of the gene Mapmodulin, whose product is annotated as acidic leucine-rich nuclear phosphoprotein 32 family member B. Gene Ontology annotation, molecular function: histone binding. Lineage: Eukaryota; Metazoa; Arthropoda; Arachnida; Ixodida; Ixodidae. The transcript is spliced from 7 exons. Gene Ontology annotation, cellular component: nucleus. The record is from RefSeq and is a predicted model, not a curated record. The coding region runs from base 1257 to 2099 and encodes 280 amino acids.
CCGAGCAAAUAGCUCGUUCUUUGAAAAAUCAACUCGUAUGCCGUAUUUGGGUGUCCUCGGGCAUUUUUGACCAGAUGGUAGCGGUUAGCAAGGGCGAAGUUCGUUAGGUUGGGACCGCCAUGCAAAGCACGAUCGGCAGCAGUUACUGCCUUGUGCGGUCGCUCCCUUCGUGCGCCUGUGGGCGCCCGUCGAUCCGUAAAUAUGCGGUGCCUGUUUUGCGACAGCAGGAAGCAGGGAUGGAUCGUAGCAGAGGCGACGGGGGCGCGCCACAACAUCAGCGGCGGCUCUGGCCGGCACCAACUUCACGCAGAGCUUGACAGUAAAGCAGUGAAGUGUGCUCGAAAUGCGCCGUGAUGCCAUGAAACGAAGACGAAAAUUAGUUGCGAACGGCGAGCGAAGCAAGUCUCGUAGUAACAAACAACAAACAGCGGCGAUGGCGGAGUUUCGGACCUUUAAUGCGACCGUUCUCGGUAUAAAGCAAGCUCUGAUACCAACUAGCGAGCAUGCGAGAGGCACGGGUAAGCGUUUUUCACGAUUAUUCGCGCAAUAAAUGCGCCCAUUUCUUGGCACUUCGCAGCGAUUGCAAAUGGCGUAGCCAGUGGCACGUGAUCAACGCUCUUGAGUAACUGCUGUGCUGCCGUGGUCCCCAGGUGUUGUCUCCUAGCAACAAAAGCCGAAAGUUCCAGUCCGCAAAAUUCGAAUUUCUCUCAUUUAUAUCCUUUUGACGAACACGGGAGUAGCCCUUUUUAUUUAAAAGAACCGGCGUUGUUUUUAAGGGGCCGCGCAUGCCCCCACCUGCUUGACAUGAGUCAUUACUGCGUCGAAUCAAAGCGCCUCGACAAUUUGGAAGCCAUGGUCCGCGCUUGCACCCUUGCAUCAACUUGCGCUCGCGUUUGGACGAGCUGUUGAAGUAGACAAUGAGCAAUUAAUAUCCGCAUUUGGGCUAACCUAGGGACUACUGCGUGAAAUAAUCGAGGUGUGGUGGUUUACAACAUUGAAGAUGCUAUUUUUUGGCUCGACCAAUAAGAAAGGCGCUUGUGCACGUGACGUUGUCCUUCCUCGGCGAAGCAUUGACUGUGAUUGGACGGUUUGAACGUGACCUCAUGAAUAGUAAUGAGUUUGCUACGGCGUACACGUACUUUUGAAGGAGACCCCAUAUUGAGGUUGCCGCGCUGUUUGGCGCCCGCUUUUUCAGAGCUCCCAGUAUUCUGUCGCCGGUCGGCUGUGUGCCAUUCGCCUCUGCUGCUGUCGUUCAAAUGGAGAAGAGGAUCGAACUGGAAAAGCGGGGGAAAAACCCCGAACAGAUACACGAGCUAAACCUCGACAACUGCAGAAGUACCGCCAUCGUAGGCCUCACAGAAGAGUUCGUCAACUUGGAAUCACUCAGCCUUAUAAAUGUGGGUUUGACGAGUCUCAAAGGAUUUCCCAAGCUGCCCAACCUGAAGAAGUUGGAGCUUAGUGACAACCGAAUUUCCGGCGGUCUCAACCUCCUGCAUGGAAGUCCCAAGCUGACACAUUUAAACUUGAGUGGAAACAAGAUCAAAGGACUCGAGACACUGGAACCGCUGAAGGAGUUCAAGAACCUGAAGAACUUAGACCUGUUCAACUGUGAGGUGACCAGCAUUGAAAACUACCGGGACAGGGUUUUUGAGCUCAUCCUCAGCCUCAAGUACCUGGACGGCUACGACCGGGACGAGAAGGAGGCAGAGGACUCGGAGGUGGACGAGGAAGACGGGAAUGAGGACGAGGAGGAAGAGAAUGAUGUGGAUGGAGAGAGUGACGGUGAGUCUGCACCAGGAUCACUCGUGCGAGCAUUGCGAGAGAGUUCCCGUUUCCUUGCAGAGGAUGAUGAGGAUGACGUGAAUGUGGAUGAUGAAGAGGACGAGGAUGGGGAAGAGGAUGAUGAUGUGGAUGACGAGGAGGAUGGAGAGGAAGAGGUCGGUCUCGAAUACCUAGAAAAGGAUGACAUUGAUGAGGAGAGUGAAGGAGAGUUCUUCAAUCCUUAUGGUGCAGAGGAUGACGAAGACGGUGAAGGUGAAGAAAAUGCAUCUCCGAAAGGCCAGAAGAGAAAGAGAGAAGACGACGGGGAGGAAGACUGAGCACAUGCAACUGAAACAUCCCGGCAUCUUUAAUUUAGAUUUUCUUUAUUCAUUGUCACCCGUAGACUUGUACAGCGGCAGGUGGAAAAAAAAACAUGAAAUGCAACAUCACAAUCGCAUCAUUCUCAGUACCUGUCCCAAGCCCCCCUCAUCUGGAUUUCCUGCGUCAGCUUGGAGGGCUGUUUACAUGCAGCUUUCAACAAGAUGAAAAGGGGCUGCUUUUUUUUUUUUCCUAUUUCAUUUUAUUGUUUCCCUGCCACAGAAAAAAAAAAAAGCCACAUUUUAUCUUGUGUAUAGCUCUGUACCAUUACAACAGUUGCACUUUACCUCAGACCAGCUUUGAGGCAAAGUGUGCAUGCCACACAUUCCCUAACCCUGAGCUCUGUUCCUCUUUGGGGAAACUGCUGGUUUGGCAAUGAGCAGGGCGGCGGAGACUGGUGGGGGCAGAGCGCCAGCCUUUAGGGACAGGGUGCAGCAUGAGCACAUUACAUCAUCGUCAUCUUCCGAGACUCCCUUCUGCCACUUUCUUUCGUCGGUUCCCCUUUGAAAACACUUCCAUGAUGAUGAAAAUGAGGUUCUUUUUAUUGUUGCAUCAAGAGGUGCAAAAGGGAGGCCUGCACUCUGCCAAUUUAAAACUCGUAACUUGCAUAGUGCAGGCUUUGCUGUUGCAGUCAUCGUGUUCUGCGAUGCAGGUAUGCCACUUGGGUGCAGAAGUGUAAAUUAUCAGCAAGGGCUUUGUCCAUGUUUGGUUCCAUUGUUAAAUAAAGUUUUUACUGAAACUGCUUGA